UGGCACCAAGGUCUGUGCACCAAAGCCUACCCCACCAGCUCAAGAGCCUCACCUUUCACAGACCUAUGCUUUCACCUAUACAGAUUACUUGGUUUUCUCUCACCCAGCACUUCGACUGUUGAUCCCCCCCUCGAAAUGGUCCUCCAAAGGCGGCCACUAUGAUAAAUGCUUUCCUGGUCUUCAACGGCCAAGGCCAACCACGGCUGACCAAGUUCUACACACAGCUGGACACAAGCAUACAACAACGGCUCAUCUCCGAGAUAUUCACCCUAGUGUCCAAUCGCCCAUCCGGCUCAUGCAACUUCCUCCCGCUGCCUCCCCUACUUGCCGCAUCUGGUACCUCUCACUCCUCGUCCGAGCCACACAAUGACGUGCCUUCCCUCGUCACCUACCGCAACUAUGCCACACUGUUCUUCAUUGUAAUCUCGACCUCGACCGAGUCACCGCUGGCCCUGAUAGACCUCAUACAAGUAUACGUGGAGGCCCUAGACAAGCUUUUCGAGAACGUCUGCGAGCUGGAUCUGAUCUUCAACUUCGAGACGCUACACGCCGCGCUGGGAGAGAUGAUAGUGGGGGGUGUCGUCAUCGAGACCAACUUGGACCGGAUCGUCGCCGGCGUCAAAGCCCAGGGGACCGUUGCCAAGAGACCGAUUAAUGAAGGCAGAGGUACGGGGCUCGGCGCUGGCCUUGGAAUGGGUGGGAACUUCGUCUGGCACGGACGAUGACAGGUGACACGCUUGUCCGGGGGGACAGAUUCCUACGAAGUCGCACUGCGCCAUGUCUGCAAUACCCACACCCGCCUGAUUAGGCGUACCUCGUGG
Molecule: messenger RNA, 821 nt
Organism: Phialemonium atrogriseum
Lineage: Eukaryota; Fungi; Ascomycota; Sordariomycetes; Cephalothecales; Cephalothecaceae
Product: clathrin adaptor complex small chain
Exons: 2
Coding region: 159-725 (188 amino acids)
Biological process (GO): protein transport; vesicle-mediated transport
Cellular component (GO): intracellular membrane-bounded organelle
Source: RefSeq, a predicted model, not a curated record